GCUCCUCAGACUCGGACAAUGACUGAGCACGCCGCCUCAACAACCGGGGGCAAGGCUACUCCCAAGGUGCUGGCGUUCGACGUCUUCGGUACCGUGGUGGACUGGCACUCGUCAAUCGCACGCGAAGUGGAGGCUGUCGUGCCGGGCAUUGACGGGGACGCGUUCGCGCUCAAGUGGCGCGAGGGAUACGCACCGGCAAUGGCCGCAACAAUGGCGUCUGGACAGUUCAGAGUGCUGGAUGAGCUUCAUAUGGACAUCCUACGCAAGAUCGCGCCGCGGGGCCUGUCCGAAGAGCAGCUGGCGGAGCUGAAUCGCGCGUGGCAUCGCCUCGACCCGUGGCCGGAGUCGGUAGCGGCACUCGAGCGGUUGCGCACACGCUUUGUCAUAACGCCGCUGUCCAACGGCGGCAUCGGACUGCUCACAUACAUGGCUAAGCGCGCCGGCUUGCCGUGGGACGUGAUCCUCAGCGCUGAGGUAUUUGGCGCGUACAAGCCCGACCACCGCACAUACCGCGGCGUCGCGCGCGUUCUCGGCGUGAGCCCGGCGGAAGUGAUGUUGGUCGCGGCACACCAUACCGACUUGGACGCGGCGCAGGACGCGGGCCUCCAAACCGCGUACAUCGAGCGCCCAUACGAAUUUGGCCGUGCGAGGACUAAGGACGUGACCCCACAGCCCCGUCACACCCUCCACUUCUGCGACCUGGCCGCGCUCGCCGAUUACUUUGGUUGUUAGAAUAUUCCAAGCACGCUAAGCACGCUGUGUAUGUAUGAACGGGGCAGGAUGUAGGCGGAGCCCUUGUGCAUUGCGAGG
Messenger RNA from Cutaneotrichosporon oleaginosum, 810 nucleotides. RefSeq lists its product as uncharacterized. NCBI's taxonomy places the organism in Eukaryota, Fungi, Basidiomycota, Tremellomycetes, Trichosporonales, Trichosporonaceae. The record is from RefSeq and is a predicted model, not a curated record. Gene Ontology annotation, molecular function: hydrolase activity, acting on halide bonds, in C-halide compounds.